This is a messenger RNA of Parasteatoda tepidariorum (common house spider), 3505 nucleotides long. RefSeq lists its product as uncharacterized. Gene Ontology annotation, molecular function: RNA polymerase II cis-regulatory region sequence-specific DNA binding; DNA-binding transcription factor activity, RNA polymerase II-specific. Gene Ontology annotation, cellular component: nucleus. The record is from RefSeq and is a predicted model, not a curated record. Gene Ontology annotation, biological process: regulation of transcription by RNA polymerase II. Lineage: Eukaryota; Metazoa; Arthropoda; Arachnida; Araneae; Theridiidae.
UAUCAUUGGUUGGAAAAGGGUCUGGUCACGUGAUAUCCCGAAACCGAAAUUCUCUAAGUUGGUGAUAUCAAUUCAGAAACGCGGGGAGAUGUUGAUGACUCCGAAGCGUAUACCGACCGUUCGUAAACAAACCGAAGUAUGAACUAUUUGUGAUACUCAUUUAACGGAGAAAAAUCUUAAUCAAUUUAUAGUGCAAUAUUUAGAUUUCGACUAGCAGAAAAUUAUACGAAUAGAUUUGAUAUGCAAUAAUGAGUAUAUUAAAGAAAACAAGACUAGAUCUUCGACGGUGAGUUUCAAUUUUUCUCCCCGUUAUUCCUUACGUGAGUAGCGGCUUGAGAUUUUCGAAGCUCCGAUGAAAGUUACAAUGCCUAGAGCACUUUAAUAUUUUAACUAUUGUCAAUAAAUUAAAUCGUAAAGCAACAAAUAAAAACUUUGACAUAAUCAAAAUAAUAUUUUUAACGCUAAAUUUUAAAAAUUCAUGAAAUUGUUGCGAUUCUGUUUAAAAUAAAAUCAAGAUUUCAUUCACAUCUUAUAGACAGCUGACAAAAAAACAGAAACUAUUUAAAGCAGUUUUACAACUGUCUACCUUCUUUAAAAGAGUUAAACGACACAAGAAAAACUAUUACCAGAAAACGUUUAAGGAAUGAGUGUGUGCAACAAAGUAAAACAUUAGUCACCACCCCUAAGGUGAAAAAGACUUUUUCUCACUAAUCUAUUGAAAUUUCGCAAACCAAGAUUUCAAAACAGCGAUUCGAAAUAAAAUUACAAAAAAAUUUUUUUUUGCUGAAUAUAUCUAUUUGAUAAGCAAUUCUUCAGAUUUUAUUUUACAAAAUUCCUGUGAUAAAAAAAUUGUUGAUUUUACAAGCAAGAUGCUUGUGAUUAUUUUAAAAUGACAAAACAGAAGUUAACUUCCAAUUAAGAAGUCUAUUCAGAAUGGAAGUAACAUGUGAAAGCGGUUUUAUUAAUAGUCAACCAUCUAUGGCCGAAUUCAUGACGGCCCUACCCCAUAUCAAUGAAACUUUUCACCGAGUAUCAUCAAUCAAUGCGAUGCAGACAUCAGUGCAGCCUUCCCUUUGUCAGCUGGAAGUCUCCCCCCAGCCUUCCAGCACGAUGCAUGGUACUGUAAAUACAUCUCCAAGUCCACCCAGCAAACAGCAUCCCGGUCUCAAUUCCAAUGUUGCUGAAUAUCCAUGGAUGAAAGAGAAAAAAACAUCUAGGAAACAGCAUCAAGAAAACAAUGAAAACGGGAUGCCUCGUCGCCUGAGGACUGCCUACACUAACACGCAGCUGCUAGAGCUGGAGAAGGAAUUCCACUUCAACAAAUAUUUGUGUCGACCGAGGCGCAUUGAAAUUGCUGCUUCGCUUGACCUUACAGAGCGUCAGGUCAAAGUGUGGUUCCAAAAUCGGCGGAUGAAGCAUAAACGUCAGAGUAUGAUGACCAAAAAUGGUGAUGAAAAGGGUGAGAUGGAAGGUAGUGAAACACCAACUGCUUCAUCCACUCCCACUGGAAAUGGUUCAACACUUUCUGGGAAUGAAGGAGAUACAAAUAAGACAGAUUCUGCUGAUGACCGAUCUGCUACAGAAACAUCUUCUUCUGUUGGUAGUCCCGAGAGAACACCACGAGGUACUAAAAAACCUCGUGAAAUCUCUUCUGAUAGAACUGCCAUAGACAGGUCACCUUCGUCAACAGCUGCUUUGACAGGUAGUAACGACAUUGGUGAUGCUCUCUCACCUUGUUCCUCUUCUGAGAGACUUUUAAAUCUAGAUUCAGAGUUUUCGACUCACCAACAGAAUAGAAUAAAUUCUCCUAGUUCUGCUCAGAUUAGUGCAGCGACUGACACAUCGCGGAAAGGAAGUCCAGUGAUCAGCGACCUAAAGUCUCCUGACAAUUCACUUUCAUCAUCUCCGCCAACAGAACCACUCAUGCACAAUCUUAAUGGCUUAGGCUCUGAUAGGCCACAAACAAUUGUUAAUAGUGAGGCCAAAAAUAGCAGAGCUCUAUGUUCAGGAAUGUCAAAUGGUCACCUCACUGUGACAAGCCGAGGUGCCCGAAAACUUUCUCAAUCGUGUCCGAUGGACACUACAAGCAUACCGUUCUGUAAUUCUCCGUGCAAUAUUAACUGCUCACCAGUAACGAAUAGUUCCCAUUGCACAAGUCCUGGUGGCGUUUAUCAGAUGAACUCACCACACUGUCCUCCGCCCCAUAUGUCUCCUAGUUCAUCUUAUCAUAGAACACGUUCAUACUCAUCUGCAGUUCCUUACACACCAGAUCCUAAUGGUUUGAUGGGUUAUAACCAAACAAACCACAGAGGAAUGUCUCCAAAUGUGAGUCAAGGUGGAUAUUGUUACCGCACACCACCAUCUACACCAAAUCAACAACAAUCUUAUCAGCAUCCUUCUCCUCAGCGCAUGGAUAAUGAUUGGAUAUCGCAACAAAACUCAUAUGGAAACCAAGUGCAAUCAUCAAUGUAUUAUGCAAGUGAGCGGUCAUGUCAAUCUCAACAUGGAUCAAUGCCUCACAAUUCAGGGUCACAAAUGGGAAGUAAUGUAUCUCUAGGUUCCCAUUCUGUUGCACCUCAACGGGCUACUUCACAUACCUCACCCGUCUCCAAAUCACCUUAUCCAUACUCAGUGGAUUCUUUACCUCCACAAGAUGCACCACAUCAACCUCAUUCUCAUGCUGCUUACAUGCAUGACUACAGAAAUGAAAUCAACUCCAGUUAUAUCAACAGAAAUUACAACAAUCUUCAUACUAACAAUGGUUAUGAGUCAAGUGUUAGUUCUACCGGUGAACAAUAUGUACCAAACAGUAUUAAUCCUGAUGGCUCUGUCUCAUAUUGCUAUCCACAUCACAGCAAUAACAACAGUGGUUAUCGCGCAGAUUCAUUUGAUGAAAAUGCAUCCCAAACAAUUUAUUAUGAUUUAAGCAACAGUACGGGCAACAACAAUCGAGUACCCGAUUACAGUGCAACAGCCCCAAAACAGAAUUUUCCCCAAACAAGCAAUCUCUACGAGGUGAGCCAUACAGUUGGUGACACUGCAAACAUUCCCACAUAUAACCAAAAUUCAGAAAAUUACAGAGGACAGUGCUCAACAGAAGGUGACUUAUCCUUCAGCUAUUAUGACUCAUCAGAUAGUUUUACCUCAAAUAACAACAAUAAUGGAGCAGCAAACAACAAUUCUUGUGGUACAUCUGACUUCAACUUCCUGACCUUAGCUAGCGAGUUUUCCUCAUCUGAAUAUUAUCAGCUAAGCUGAAGAAAAAAAUUCAUAUUCUUUGCUCUAAGUUUACUUGCGUCACAGGUGCAUGUAUCCUACACACUGCACAUGAAGGUGCAUAAACCCGGUUAUAUAUUUGUGCUAAAGCAAACCCCAGGUGACGAAAUUGAUUAACAAUCUAUGCUAAGAAGAAUGGGAGUAUUUAUUUUCAAUCAAAAGCAACCAGAGCUUUUUUUUGUUCGGUUGAUUAUUUUUGCAAUAAAUUUCUAGUCCAGAUUUUAUUUAC